Aspergillus pseudotamarii is the source of this 1938-nucleotide messenger RNA. RefSeq names its product DUF3176 domain-containing protein. Bases 1 to 1938 code for a protein of 645 amino acids. The transcript is spliced from 3 exons. The record is from RefSeq and is a predicted model, not a curated record. NCBI's taxonomy places the organism in Eukaryota, Fungi, Ascomycota, Eurotiomycetes, Eurotiales, Aspergillaceae.
AUGCCUCCAGGCCGGCAGAAUGAGACUUCACGUUCGGACUCGCCCGUCUCGAGUGUACAUUCUCACGACGAGUCCAUCUCGGCAAAUGGAGAUCAUGUUUUAUAUGCAGAUGGGCUUCGACUGACAUAUCACCCACCGGCACCACAACCCCAGAGGCCCUCUCCCGAGGUCACAGAGAAAAGCAACCAAAGAAAGCUCUUCGGACGAUCUAUAUGGACGCUGAACUCGGCCUGGUAUGUCUGGGAAGUCCUCGCGGUGAUCGUAUCCGCUGCUACGCUCAUCGCUAUCAUCGUCAUCCUCGCCAAGUUUGACCAGCAGCCGCAACCGACCUGGAGACACGUAUCCCUAAACUCAGUCAUCGCCUGGCUGAGCACGAUCUCCAAGGGAUGCGUUUUGUACGCCAUCAGCGAGGCCCUGGGCCAGCUGAAGUGGGUGUGGUUCGCGCAGGGGACACGACCCAUGCCGAAUCUCCGGGCGUUCGAUUCGGCUAGUCGGGGGUUCUAUGGAAGUGGGGAGUUGAUAUGGAUGUUGCGGUGUCGCCACUUCGCAGUUUGGGGUAGUUUGGCUGUGAUUCUAGCGUUGGCGUUUGAUCCCUUCACGCAGAAUCUCAUUCAUUAUUUCCCGAAUUCAGUCGUAGACCCUUCUCAACGAGCCUUCCUGGCCAAUAGUACAUACUACAACACCACCGGACCCCCAUUACAGAACUAUGCCAUCGUCUGGGUCGACCCAUCCGUCAAAGCCAACGUAUAUAACUCGCUCUUCAACAACGACCAGUCCAAACCCUGGGCCACCCCAAAGCACAUCUGCAACACGAGCAACUGCACCUGGGGCCCAACAGCCGCCAUCGAAGUCCGCGCGCGUUGCUCAAACGUCACAGACCAACUCCACACAACCUGCUUCACCGUCACGAACAAUCCGUCCGGAUACGACGGAACAACCAACUGCACAGCAACCCUACCACUAGCAAACACAACAGCAUGGUUCCUAUCCGGCAUGGACGUCCUCCAACCCUUAUCCAUUGCCACCGUGCACGCAACCACCGCACUCGUCUACAAAAACGCCACUCUGCCCCCAAUCCAAAUGGUCGCCCCGACCAAUCUCUCCCGACACACCAUGUUCACCGAAAACACCACAACAUGGCACGCAACGGAAUGUUCCAUCCAGCCGAUCGUCCACAGCUUCAACGCCACCGUCACCAACAACAUCUACUCGGAGACCACCCUCGCAACAUGGGAGAAAGGCUGGGCGACCUGGGACACCGACCUCAACAUAUCCGCAUCGGAGCUCCAGAAAAUCCCAACGGGAAUGUACUUCUCCCCUCCCUGGGACCGCGACCAAGGCGUCACCCCAAACACCAGCUUCAUGGUCUCCGGCCUCGCAGCUUCCUCCCUCGAUACCUUCUUCCAGGGCCUGUUCACGGGGGUCUGGUUCAUGCGGUCCAUCUAUAGUUCUUCAUUUAUACCGGGCCCGUUGAAUAUGUAUGCCGCCCCGGAUUUUAUCCAGACGAUGGCAAUGGGGAAUAUCACCGGUUGUGAUGAGGGGCGGAGGGAUAAGUUGCAAUGCGCGAUGGAGAACGUGGCCGCGGCGGUGACGAAGUCGUUCCGGGAUUCGGUGUUUCUUCGCACGGAUUCCGACGACCCCGUGAGAGCGCGUAUGGCGGCCGGAAAGGCUAUGGCGAGUAUGACUUACGUUGAGGUACGGUGGCAGUGGAUUGUGCUUCCGGGUGUGGUGUGGGUGUUGGGUGCGGUGACGUUGGGUGGGUCGAUGUGGAAGAGUCGGGGCAGGGCUCCGAAAUGGAGGAAUGAUCCUAUUCCCUUGUUAUUUUUGUUUCGGGGUCGGGGAGAUGGGAUUGGUGUGUCUGAGAAGGAGGCGGAGGACAAGGCGGAGGGUUUGCGGGUGAAAUUGUAUGAGAGUCAUGGUCGGAUGGCAUUGGGAUGA